Messenger RNA from Gymnodraco acuticeps, 1675 nucleotides. RefSeq lists its product as uncharacterized. The record is from RefSeq and is a predicted model, not a curated record. Gene Ontology annotation, biological process: regulation of transcription by RNA polymerase II. The transcript is spliced from 3 exons. Lineage: Eukaryota; Metazoa; Chordata; Actinopteri; Perciformes; Bathydraconidae. Gene Ontology annotation, cellular component: nucleus; transcription regulator complex. Bases 481 to 1146 code for a protein of 221 amino acids. Gene Ontology annotation, molecular function: DNA binding.
AACUCGCGUUGAGGCAGCAGCUGGGCGGAAAAGGCGGGAGAAGACUGCCGCUUCCGCGUCCGCGCAGAGACACAACACUAGGGCAAAAUGGACGAAAAGUUAAUAAUGGCUGUAUUUAGUCACCCAGAGCUAUUUAAUGUCACUUUACCGAACUACCGCUGCACGGAAAGUCGCACAAAUGCUUGGAGAAUGAUUAGCAUGGAACUGGGUCUGCCAUCUGCAGCGGCGCGCACCGUGCUAGCGGUAGCAGCCGCAGCUCGCACGCCGCAGGCCGCGUUGCACCGAACGGCUCCAUCCGGCUCCUCCGCACCGCUGACCGCGUGUCGAGUACGGCGAGGCGGGGGAGGAAGCAUGCUCAGCGGCGUCACUGAUCCACUCCUUAUCACAACGGGCUCCACAUAAACGAAUAGCUUGUUGAAGUGCCAUGGAAGCGGCGUCAGCACCACAUCAUCUGAGGAUUGUAAAAGAAAAUGGAAGAACAUGAGAGACCGGUACUUGAAGGAAGUCCGAAUGGAGAUCAAGAGCAAGAAGCAAGGCGAGUUUGCGCACAGUAGAUGGAAAUACAGAGAAAUUAUGAACUUUAUCGCACCUUUUACUGGAUCAAGAAGUGGCGUGGCAGACAUAAAUGACAAUGACCAUGACAACGCUGAUGAGUCUGGCAGUGUUGAGGGAGAAACGUCACCGUCUGAGGCGAUCAAGACACUGCAGUCCGCCCUGAAGGUCAAUAUGAAUACACCUGACCUCAAGCCCCCGGUGGCGUUUAUGUCGCAGCUCCCGUUGAUGUCUCAAGAAGCACAGAUGGCCCAGCUGGCUGUUCUGGCUAAGAUGCCAUUGAGCCAACACGCCCCCUCCACCAGCAAAACUGGACGUAAACGGCGCCUGAUGCAAGAGUCACUUCCACUGUCUCUUUCUCCAAUUGCUCAGUCCCCUACAAAGUGGCUGGUCAAAGACAAUGGCACUGUGUUUCCCAACAGGCCGCGGGAUGAGGAUGAACUGUUUCUUCUGAGCUUUGUACCCGCUCUGAAGCGACUUGCUCCACAAAAAAGGUGCGAGACAAAAAUAAAGAUCCAGCAGAUUAUGUAUGAAGCAGAGUUUAACAUUGCACAGCCUCAAGAGAAACAGUCGGAGCCAUCAGCACAGGACUAAGCCAAAAGGACUAUUUUUCUACUAAUAGUUUUCUAAAAAUCUCUUCCAGGAAAUGCCCAAAAUAUUUAACUUUCUUUGGUACAUCACAAGUGGUUAGGUUUUGUUUUUUUUAUGUAAAAUAAUUAACAAUGAAUAAUUUUACUUGCCAUUUAGCAAGUUGAGUUUUUCAAUACCACUGUGGUGUGUCUUGAUUUAGAUCAGAUGAGUAAAGUCAGUGAGAGAAUUAGGCCCUAACAGAUUAACACAUCAAUUAUGACAAAAAACAAACUAUGAUUUAACAAUUUUAUUUACAUAGCUUUACUGUCAAUAGAAUGAAUUCACAUUUUGAAAAGUGGUUUCAGGUUCAACCAGCAAAUCUUCAUUUCUGUAAUAAUCUACAGUAUUUUACAUUAAAUUACAGUGACAGAGAAAACUGAGGGGAAACAAACGAUUUGGAGAGGAACACCGUUUCAUAAAUUAAUAUUUGAGCUGUUAACAUGCAUCAACAUAUUUCUUUUCAAUCCGAAAUAAAGAGAACAUUUCUAACAUU